AUGAAAUAUCUUUUGUUGACUUUCACCUUGUUUUUCGCGACAGCUGAUGCAUGGAAUCGACAAAGUGAGUUUUUGGGUGGAAUUCGGGAAAAACGGGUGGAAAAAAUAGGGAAAAUUGCAAGUUGAGAGAGAAAAAACCACCUUCAAAUUGCAGUUCGACUCCUCGUUUCGAGACCAAGCGCGGGAAACAUGUUUUUCAAAUUCAAAAACGUUUCCCGCGCUUGGUUUCGAAACGAUAGAUCAAAUUAUUUGUGAAUUUCGUGUCUCGUUUUCUCUGUGUCUCUUUCGAUUCACCCUGUAAAAGACCGUGUGGAAGAUUCGGGAACCUGAAGUUUUGAAGUAAAAGCCCCCCAGGAAAAGUCGCAAAAUUUCAUUAUUUUUGAUAAAAUUGAAAAAAAAAAGUUUACACAACUCUUAAGAUGUUCUCAAAAGUUUCAAGAAUUUGACUUAGUCUGCUCCAAGUUAAGCGCGUGCGGCUAUGCGUCGCGGUCGGGAAACAAUGUUGCUUCCCGACCGCGACGCACAGCCGCACGCGACUGACGAACUAAUGUUUUUUAAGCUAGGAAGUGCGCUUAAAAUUUUUGAGAAAAUCUUAAAUUUCAAGAGAUUUUUCAACUUCGACAAUAAAUUCAGUGAAUUUUUUCAAAACCCUUUUUCUAGAUCACUUCGGAAAUCCAUGCUACCUAUGCCGCUGUUUUGUCCAAUACACCGAUCGUGACGUGGCAGUUCCAAUUCGACCAUACGCAAUGGCAAUCGAUGGAUAUGACACAACAGAAGACAGAUGUUUGGCGACUUGUCAAAGAGAUUCGGUAAGAAGCCCGGCACCUGCUGAAGAUUAAAAUUCAAUUAAUUAUUUUUUUCAGCGAUGCAAAGCCGCUGUUUAUGGAAUGGUUGGUGGUCGAAGUGUUUUCACGUGCGAAUUCUAUGAGAAAAUCGAUUCGCGAACUGCGCCAAUGUAUAUUCCAUAUGUGAAUAUGUAUAUUAAACGGUCAACAUGUCCAUUAUCGAUUUCGCAUUUGUCGAAUGUUGAUAUGGUGCCAGCAAAUGAUAGUUCGAUUAAAAGAAGGACGAAGCAAGAGAAGUUUAUCAAACGCAAGAAUCCGUUUUUGGGUUAG
Caenorhabditis angaria is the source of this 1115-nucleotide messenger RNA. The record is from the annotation of a GenBank genome assembly. Lineage: Eukaryota; Metazoa; Nematoda; Chromadorea; Rhabditida; Rhabditidae.